Molecule: messenger RNA, 1230 nt
Organism: Brettanomyces bruxellensis
Lineage: Eukaryota; Fungi; Ascomycota; Pichiomycetes; Pichiales; Pichiaceae
Gene: PDA1
Product: alpha subunit of pyruvate dehydrogenase
Exons: 1
Coding region: 1-1230 (409 amino acids)
Biological process (GO): pyruvate decarboxylation to acetyl-CoA
Cellular component (GO): intracellular membrane-bounded organelle
Molecular function (GO): pyruvate dehydrogenase (acetyl-transferring) activity
Source: RefSeq, a predicted model, not a curated record
AUGCUUAGAUUAGGAUCAAACCUUAGAGUUGCUUGCACAAGAGCACUUCCUCGCAACCAGAUCCUCAGGACUUUGGCCACAGAGGUUCACGCCAACACCAAGGGAGAGCCAAUUGACAAGGAAACAGUCAGAGUGGAACUUCCAGCUGAUUCCUUCGAGGGUUACAUGUUGGACCCACCAGAAUUGACAUACGAUACCGAAAAAAGCCGGUUGGUCAAGAUGUACAAGGAUAUGGUUACCAUUAGAAGAAUGGAAAUGUCUGCCGAUGGUUUGUACAAGGCUAAGAAGAUCAGAGGUUUUUGCCACAUGUCCACUGGUCAGGAGGCUAUUGCUGUUGGUAUUGAGAAUGCCAUCACCAAGCAGGACGAUAUUAUCACGUCUUACAGAUGUCACGGUUUCACAUACAUGAGAGGUGCUUCCGUCAAGGAGGUCAUGGGUGAGUUGAUGGGUAAGAGAUGCGGUGUUUCGUACGGUAAAGGUGGUUCCAUGCAUAUGUACGGCAAGGGAUUCUACGGUGGUAACGGUAUUGUUGGUGCCCAAGUUCCUUUGGGUACUGGUUUGGCUUUUGCUCAUCACUACAGAGGUGACAAGAACUGUUGCUUCACAUUGUACGGUGAUGGUGCGGCCAACCAAGGUCAGGUUGCCGAAUCUUUCAACAUGGCCAAGUUGUGGAACCUUCCUGUGGUCUAUGCCUGUGAAAACAACAAAUACGGUAUGGGUACCUCCAUCCAGAGAUCUUCUGCUCUGACCGAUUACUACAAGAGAGGUCAGUACAUUCCAGGUUUGAAGGUCAAUGGUAUGAACAUCCUGGCCACCUAUCAGGCAGCCAAAUUCGCCAAGGACUGGGUUGCUCAAGGUAAGGGACCAUUGGUUAUUGAGUUUGAAACCUACAGGUACGCUGGUCACUCUAUGUCUGACCCAGGUACCUCUUACAGAACUAGGGAAGAGGUCAAGUCUGUCAGAUCCAAGAGAGAUCCUGUUGCUCACUUGAAGCAGCACAUGAUCGACUGGGGUAUUGCAACUGAGAAGGAGGUUAAGCAGUUCGACAAGGACGCUAGAGCAUACGUCGACUCCCAGGUUAAGGAGGCUGAUGCUGCUCCUGCACCAGAGGCUAAGAUGGAUAUCUUGUUUGAGGAUGUCUACGUUCCUGGCAGUGAGAUUCCUGUCUUGAGAGGCAGAAUUAGAGAAGACUCUUGGUCAUUUGCCAAGAAGGGCUUUGCUUACAGGUAA